Molecule: messenger RNA, 1363 nt
Organism: Bubalus bubalis (water buffalo)
Lineage: Eukaryota; Metazoa; Chordata; Mammalia; Artiodactyla; Bovidae
Gene: TMEM79
Product: transmembrane protein 79
Exons: 4
Coding region: 176-1363 (395 amino acids)
Biological process (GO): regulated exocytosis
Cellular component (GO): trans-Golgi network membrane; lysosomal membrane
Source: RefSeq, a predicted model, not a curated record
UGCUCUGGUCAGACAGGUUUGGAGACACAGGUAAAGGGAGGGAGACCGAAAGGAAUACUUGCAGAGCCAGCAGAAGAGCUGGGCAGCUCCUUCCUGGACGCUGGGGACCCUCUACCUCUCUCCAGAUGGAAAGGUGACAUGACUUUGUGGUAGACUUCAGAAGUCAGGUCCCAGGAUGACAGAACCCGAGACCCUGACCCUGCUGGAAGUGAAGGGGCCUGAGACCCUGGAGAAGAGCCCACCCCAGGCCUUGGUCCCCAAUGGCCAGAAGCUGGAAGGGGAAGAUGGGGUUGAGUCCCUUGGAGCUGAGUCCUCUAGAGUGGGGUCUUCAGCUGAGUCUCCCACAGCCAGAGAGGGGACCGAGGAUGGUCUAGACAGCACAGUAAGUGAGGCUGCCACUUUGCCUUGGGGAAGUGGCCCCCAGCCCAGUGCCCCGUUCCCAGAUCCCCCGGGCUGGAGGAACAUUGAGCCUGAGCCCCCCGAGUCAGAGCCACCCACUAAACUAGAGGAGUUGCCUGAAGAUGAAGCCAGCUUGCUGCCCGAGAAGGCAGCCCGGGCCUUCGUGCCCAUCGACCUACAGUGCAUUGAGCGGCGGCCCCAGGAGGACCUCGUUGUGUGCUGUGAGGCCAGCGAGGGCGAGCACCGCCGGACCUUCCUGCCUCCCCGGGCCACCCACCCUGAGCCCCCGGAGUGCAAGUGGGCCGAAGCAGUGGUGAAGCCGCCUGGCCACUCCUGUAGGGGCUGUGGGGUCUGUGGAGGCCGAGAGGCGCUGAGGGCUGUGGCCUCAGUGGGAGCCGCCCUCAUCCUCUUCCCCUGCCUGCUCUACGGGGCGUACGCCUUCCUGCCCUUCGAUGCCCCACGCCUGCCGACCAUGAGUUCCCGCCUCAUCUACACCUUGCGCUGUGGGGUCUUUGCCACCUUCCCCAUUGUACUGGGGAUCCUGGUGUAUGGGCUGAGCCUGCUGUGCUUUUCUGCCCUUCGGCCCUUUGGGGAGCCACGGCGGGAGGUGGAGAUCCACCGGCGAUAUGUGGCCCAGUCGGUCCAGCUCUUCAUCCUCUACUUCUUCAACCUGGCCGUGCUUUCCACCUACCUGCCUCAAGAUACCCUCAAACUGCUGCCUCUACUCACUGGUCUCUUUGCCAUCUCCCGGCUCAUAUACUGGCUGACCUUCGCUGUGGGCCGCUCCUUCCGAGGCUUUGGCUAUGGCCUGACGUUCCUGCCUCUGCUGUCCAUGCUGCUGUGGAACUUCUACUACAUGUUCGUGGUGGAGCCUGAACGCAUGCUCACUGCCUCCGAGAGCCGCCUGGACUACCCUGACCAUGCCCGCUCUGCCUCAGACUACAGGCCCCGCUCCCGGGGCUGA